UAUGAGUAGAUAAUACUGGGACACAUUUUACAUCACAUACUAAGUCUCUUAACAGUCUUCAUAAACUGUCCGACUAUAAUUUAUUUCAUAGUGAUAGCAAUCUGACUGAAGAAAGGAAUGUUUGAAGCCAAAGGCUUCUUUCGAGCUUUUAUAUUGAUGUUUACUCUGAAAAAAACAGUCGGAUAGCUAGCUUUUGUGCAUGUCUCUCUCAUCGUGAAACUAACAUUCCCACCAAGAGAUACUUUUAUUCAUCCUAGUCCCUGCACAUGAAAGGAAUCAUUUUUGGUACACCUCUACAGUAUAAUAAUUUGUUGGGCUACUCAAAUUUUAUAUCAUUCAAGUGGUAAUUAUUUUGAAAGUAAAAUACCUUUACAAACUCCUUCAACAUGACUUCUCCAUCCUCUGUAGAUGUAGGUUCUUUAAAACCAGGAUACGUUCAAACAUUCCAUUCAGUUGCGCCUUCACCAAAAAUUGAUUCUCUUAAAUGGUUCAAUAAGAAAAGAUACCUGUUUUCCUGCACUGUAAUGGAGGAGGAACUAUCAUGUCCUGUUUGUCUGGAGCUCUUUGCUGAUCCUUUACUGUUGCCUUGUUCACACAGCAUAUGCAAAAAAUGUUUGCAAGAUUUAGUAGCAUCUGACGGCGAAAUUGGACGAGAAGAGACUCGCUGUCCAACCUGUCGAAAUCCCUUGCUUUUAUCAGAAAAUAACAUUGAUACAUUACCACGAAAUUUGGCUUUGGAAAACAUAGUAAUUCGGUUUCAAGAAAUCUGUAGCAAUUCUUUGAUGAAAAGCAAAAGCCAUAAUUUAUCUUCAAAAUCACAAUUUCUUUUAAAUAAAGAUCUGAAUGUUCCAGGAAUUUCGGAAGAAUCUAAAGAAUUUUGCGAAUUAUGUGAAGGUAAAUUUUGUGCCAAGGCUGAAUGGUUUUGUCAACAAUGUACAGUGCUUUAUUGUCAGGAUUGUUUAGACAAAUUUCAUCCCCGCAGGGGAUCACUGAGUCACCACCGGAUUUGUAAAGCUCUUAAAAGUACAAUUGAAAACAAGCCAAUAUUUUGUGGUGACCAUAAGUCUGAAAUGACCAGUGUUUUUUGUGAUUCUUGUAAGACUUUGGCAUGUCCUCUCUGUGUUUGUGAUGGCAUUGGCAAACAUGCUGGACAUAUGAUACUCACUAAAGAUGUAGCUUCAGAACAAAUAAAGGAGUUUGUUCAGAAAACAAAAGGACAUUUAGAUAAGAUACUCAGGGAAAUUUUGGCCCAAACCUCAAAAUUGGAAGAGACGAAAGAUGAAAUUAAGCAUUUGCAUGAUGAGGCAUCAAAAAGGGUUUCGGAACAGUAUCAACACAUACUUAAUGAUAUUAUUGCUGUACUCAGUCAGCAGAAGGGAGCUCAUCUCAAUAACCUCAAUGAAAUAAAAUCAAAAGCUAUAGCAUCACUUGAAUUACAUUUAAAUAAUAGCACGAAGAGGACAAGGUCAAUAGAUGAAAUGGUUGAGGGUUGUAAAAGAAUAGCAAAUGAACAAAGUCAAAGAGAAUUAUUAGAACAAGCAUCUGACAUUUUCACACUUCAGGCUCAAGAAAUGGAACUGACAAAUGAGUUGAAACAGAUGGAAUCUUUUUACCAGGAGCUUAUCAUUGAAAAGUCUGCUCAGCAAUGCCUCCGAUCUGUUGUAACUCGCUUUCGAAAAACAACCUUUGAUGAUUUGAAAAUUUUUCUUGAUGAUGAUAAAAGCAAAUGUGACCAUAUUGUACCUAUGAUGCAGGCGUCACCAACCCCAAGCAAACUAAGUGGUGUUCGAGUGCAGAAUAAAUGUCUAAUGACAUGGGGAUUUAAUUCUACAACAUUCACUGCAGAAGCGCUAAAUGGUAAUGCAUUUUGGUCAGUAAACUUGGAAUGUAAUUCUUCUCAUACGGGUGAUCUUGUGUCAAACUACGUAUUUGGAGUUGGAAUAGCAUCUGAACGCUUAUGUUACAAAGACCAAGUUGGAUUUCAUGAGAAGUCCAUUGGCAUAAUUUGUAGCUCUGGCUCUUUCCAAUUCUGUAAGAAUGGAGCCUCAGAGUUUCUCAUGGCAUUACAAAAACCUCCACUAACAAUUACAAUUUUUGUACGUUUUGAUUAUGAAAACCUGAUUGUCUUUGGAUACAAAUUAGCUAAUAGCAGCUGGGAUAAUAUUUUGUCAGGGAAAAAGCUUAUAAAAGAUCUUUCAACUGCUGAAAAUCUUUAUCCUGUAUUUACGGUUAGUCAAAAAGUGAAGAUGACUUUUUCUAGAAAUGUUUGACCAUUGAUAUUUUUAAUAUAUAUUUAAUCUCUUAUUUUGUUUAUGAUAUUUGUUAUAAACUGCUGGUUUUAUAUCUUACACACACACAAACAUAAAAUUUUUAAGUCAUCAAUAAAUAACCGUUUCUUAUGCGUCAUAUAUUUUAAUGUGUAAAGAAUAUCUGCAUUGUGUAAGGCGGCGAGCUGGUAGAAAAGUUAGCAUGUGAGGCAAAAUGCUUAGCGGUAUUUUGUCUGUCUUUAUGUUCUAGGUUCAAAUUCCGCCGAAGUUGACUUUGCCUUUCAUCCUUUCAGAGUCGAUAAAUUAAGUACCAGUUGCAUACUGGGGUCAAUCUAAUCGACUGGGCCUCUCCCCAAAAAUUUUGGGCUUUGUGCCUAGUAUAGAAAAGAAUAUCUGCAUUGUUUACAACAUUAAUUAAAACGGCCAUUAAUUAUUAUUUCUUAGUCUCAAAGUCAAGAUAACUUCUUGCCUCAAAAAAGUCAUGGCCAUUGCUUCCUCACCUGGCUGUCAAAGAAAAGAAGAAAAAAAAAAACAGAUUUCUGAAUAUCACCUGCAUCCUUGCUAAUCUGAGAGGACUGAUUCAGAUCAUGGAUGCUGCUUCACCAACAUAGAGUGAAUGUCCACACGUCUCUCUAAUUUGUUUGUUUGGAUUUUGCAAGUCAGUAUAAAAUCCCAAAUUAGGUUGACCAAUGUUCCAUAAUCUGUAAUAUUCUUUAUUAAGCUGUGUAAACAGUUUUCUUUGACUUCUCUCCACUGACUACCAGUAGUGAUAUAUAUAUAUAUGAUGAUAUAUAUAUAUAAUAUAUAUAUAUAUAUAUAUAUAUGAUACAGAAAUAAAUUUAUUUCUCAAACGAGUGAUAAUGC
Octopus bimaculoides (California two-spot octopus) is the source of this 3131-nucleotide messenger RNA. RefSeq names its product E3 ubiquitin-protein ligase MID2. Gene Ontology annotation, molecular function: ubiquitin protein ligase activity; zinc ion binding. The record is from RefSeq and is a predicted model, not a curated record. Lineage: Eukaryota; Metazoa; Mollusca; Cephalopoda; Octopoda; Octopodidae.